AUGACGCCAUCCUACAGCUCCGGCCCCUCAGGGCCCGCCGGGGGGCGGAGGGCGGCGACCUUCGCCGGCGCGAGCGUGUUCCUGUCGCGGAAGCUGGUUGCCCCCGAGGUGUUCGACGCCGUGCACGACGCGCUCCGCCUCAACGGCGCCGAGGUCCUCCUCUGCGCCGACCCGAGCCGCACGGGAUCCCUCGACUUCCACGUCAUCUCAUCCUCCUCCCACGAGAGGUUCGCCGAUCUACGGGCUAAAGGCUGCAAUUUGCUAGGACCACAGUGCAUUCUUUCCUGUGCUAAAGAACGUCGUUUUCUACCUAAACAAAGUUAUACUUGUUGCCUUGCAAUGGAUGGGGUUAAAACACUUUGUUCAGGCUUUGAAAAGUCUGAGAAGGUUAGGAUUGAAGAACUAGUGACAGCCAUGGGAGGUCAUUUGCUAACUAGACACAACAUGGAUGUGAAUUUUGUAAUUGUGAAGGAUGUCACGGCUGCCAAAUAUAAAUGGGCUCUGAAUACUUUGAAGAAGCCCAUUGUCACCAUGAAGUGGUUAGAGCAAUGCUGGAUUGAACAUCGUGUUGUACCUCAUGAACCUUACAGGAUUCUUCCCUUUACUGGGUUGAAUAUCUGUGUCACUAAACUGGAUCCAGAUGAACGGAAGGAAUUGGAGAAAAUGGUAGUGCAGAAUGGUGACAAAUAUGUCGUGGCCCAAAAAUGGGGUAAUAUCCACAUUGUGAAUCCAAGAUGGGUUGAACAAUCUGUUGCUCGAAGAGCUUGUCAAGAUGAAAAUAGCUACCUCGUUUGUCAGAGUUCAUCUGCUUUUAGUGGUUCAAAGAGUUCCCUUAAGGAGCAACAAAAUCCAGAGAUCAGUAGCGCAAGUGCAAGCUUUCAACCUGUUCCAGCAACAUCAGUUGAUGACUCAGUAUCAAUGUCACAAUAUUUGCCUGCUUCAUUUGGCGAUGCUGCACGGAUCAGCAACACUGCAAUUGUUGGCACACCUAGUGUCCAAGAGAAAAAUGAGAUGCAGGUUGAUAGUCAUGUUGCUGAGGACUCAGAGCCAGAAAAUGAUGAUCUAUAUUUAUCAAAUUGCCGAAUUUCUCUCGUGGGUUUUGAAGAGAAAGAGUUGUUAAGGCUCGUCAUGAUGAUACGCAAUGGAGGUGGAUCCCGGCAUAUUUUGCUAAGUGAGAAGCUUACUCAUAUUGUUAUUGGUAAACCUUCAGAUGAUGAAAAAAAGGAGGUAAGACGUCUGGCUGCAUGGGGUGUAAUAAAUAUAGUGAAAGUAACAUGGUUAGAAGAUUGCAAUAGAGCAAAAAAGGAAGUGAAAGUAUCCCCAAUGCAUAUAGCUACUGAGCUCCUCUUGAAGGGAUUUUCACAAGUGGGCAUGGAAAAUUCUGCUGAUACACGUGAAACUAAGGUAGCCAAAAGCUCAGGUUGGAUUUUUCAUGUUCCAACUGUCGAUGACUUACAUGACAAACAUCAUGAAAAAGAUGUGUCAUCUGAAAGAAAACCAAAAAGAGGCAAACAUGAAAACAGUAUAAGUAAAACCCGAUCAGCAGCCAGGACUGCAAAAUCAAGUCAACAGAAUGGAAUGGUCAAUGUUAGCGAGUACCAGCCCCAAUAUCAAGUAACAUCCACAAUGAAUUCUGGAAGUAGCAGAUCAAAUAUAUUCAAAGGGAGAACAUUUAGUUUCUCAAAUUCAUUUUCUCAUGACAAGAGACCUGAGGUUGUUGAUUGGGUCAGAGAUGGUGGAGGCGUUAUGGUGGAUGACAAUGACAUACAAUCAACUGUUGUGGAUUUCAUAAUUGAGUGCCAUGGACAAAACAGCUUGCCUUGUGACUUGUCUCAUUCAGCUGUUGUUUCAACUCAAUGGAUACGAUCAUGUUUGGAGGUACAUGCUUCUGUGGUCGAGGUCACUUUGCUCCACUAUGCUUUUGAAGUGUCAGUCUACAUUCCAGUUCUUAUACAUUUAAAAAUUUGUAUAGGAGAACUGCUUACAAGAUGUUGGGAGUCAUCCUAUCUUCUCCCCUUUAGCUGUCGCAUCCCGCUCCCAGGAUUCAAAAGCUUCUAUUUCUGUAUUUCACAAUAUGGAGAGAAAGAAAGACAGCUGUUGAAGAACUUGUGCUUUCUACUGGGCGCUAAGUUUACAGAAAAAGCAUAUAAGAGAGUAACCCAUCUCAUCUGCAAAUUUGCAAGUGGUCCAAAGUAUGAGGUUUACACCAAAAGAGGAACUCCAACCAUUACUCCCGAGUGGCUCUAUGAGUGUGUAAAACAGGAUCAAGAUGCUUAUGUGUGCACUGUCAGCCAAUAUUCCACGCAGGCAACCAGAUUUGAUUCCUCUGAGCUGCUUAAUGGUUGUCAAGUAACAACAAACAAUGCAACACACAAUUCUGUUCAUGAAGAAACAACUAUGCCUGCUGUUAGUAGAAAGAGAAGAAUAUCUGUUCCUGGCAAGGUUAACGAUACGUGCGGAAAUAUCGGAAGAUCUGAGAAACACCUCGACAAUAGCUCUGUCCCUGAUGUCGCAGAUGCCAUAGAGGUUCUAUCAUCCAAGAUUCAGGACGUGCAAUCUCCCAGGAGUAUAUUUGAACCUGACAAUUCUGUUGUUCAAGAGCAGAAAGAUACACACUCCUUUGGCAUUUCAAGGAGCUGGUUGAACAUGCAACAGAAGCAAGACAACACCCCUGACACAAAGGUUAAAAACUUAAACUCCACACCAGUCCCCUCCCCAGCUCCCACUACUUACUACCCUUUCAGUGAGACGCAGACGGAAUCUCAGGUCGUUGGAUACGAAGAAGAUUUAACAGGCAGGCAGAAGAUCAUAGACAGGGUUCGGUCUCAGAGCAUUAAUGUGACUCCCUCGGGUGAGAUUCCUUAG
This is a messenger RNA of Miscanthus lutarioriparius, 2865 nucleotides long. NCBI's taxonomy places the organism in Eukaryota, Viridiplantae, Streptophyta, Magnoliopsida, Poales, Poaceae. The record is from the annotation of a GenBank genome assembly.